This is a messenger RNA of Pollicipes pollicipes, 1415 nucleotides long. RefSeq names its product CDK5 regulatory subunit-associated protein 3. NCBI's taxonomy places the organism in Eukaryota, Metazoa, Arthropoda, Thecostraca, Pollicipedomorpha, Pollicipedidae. Gene Ontology annotation, biological process: regulation of mitotic cell cycle. Gene Ontology annotation, cellular component: endomembrane system. The transcript has 11 exons. The coding region runs from base 84 to 1415 and encodes 443 amino acids. The record is from RefSeq and is a predicted model, not a curated record.
GUUCCGUGUGUUGUCGCUGGCACGGACGGGCCGGGAGGAUUGAGGUUGUCUUUAUUUGAAUUAUUCUACUGAAAUAUCCAAGUAUGCAGGACCUUCCAAUUGACAUCCACACCAACAAGCUGAUGGACUGGCUGGUGUCUCGUCGACACUGCGAGAAGAACUGGCAGGAGUCAGUGCUGAAGAUUCGUGAGAAGAUCAACCAUGCCAUUCAGGACAUGCCAGAGCAUCCUGAGAUUGUCAAGCUGCUGUCGGGCGCCCACAUCAACUACUACCAUUGCUUGAAGAUAAUUGAAAUCCUCAAAGAGACAGAAAAAGACAGCAAAAAUUUAUUUGGAUUCUAUGGAUCCCAACGGAUGAAAGAUUGGCAAGAGGUGGUGAAGAUGUACGUCAACAAAAACGUGGGCCUGGCGGAGGCAUCCCAGGCUCUGGUUAGGAAUGUCAACUACGAAAUACCGGGCAUCAAGAAGCAGAUCGCCAAGCUGGAGCAGGCACAGACGGACUGCGACAAGCGGGAACAGGACUACAUCCGCAACGCCAAGUCAAUGCGCGACCAGUACGACGCCUCCUGCCGGCAACUGGGUCUGCAGGGCCACAAGCUGAAGACAGAGAUCCUGCACUUGCUGGACGAGCUGCCACAGGUGUAUGCCCAGGUGGUGGAGAAGGCGCAGGCGCUACGGGAACCCAUCGCCUAUUACAGGGCGUUCGUCAAGUUCGUGAACCCUUCCGUCGCCGACGACCAGCUCCUGCCCACGCUUCACUACUUCGUCGAGAACGGCGACGUCACGACGUACCAGUGGCGGUACGGCGAGCCGCCGCUGCGCGUGGAGCCGCCGCCAGCCGCCGUCGACCCGACCGACGAGGCGGCGGGCGCCGACGACGACCAGAUCGACUUCGGUGACGACGGCGGGAUAGACUUCGGCGACUCGGCCGAGAUAGACUUCGGUGACGAUGCUGCCGGAGGUGAUGCCGGAGGCGACAUCGACUGGGGCGGUAUCGAGGUGGAGGAGGGCUCUGAGGUCCCCGCGCAGGAGCCGGUGGACCUGACCGCGGUGGAGGUGGCCGGCAUCACGGUGGAGCACAGCGGCCUGGAGGGCGGCGUGGCGCGUGACACCGAGGCGCUCUCCCUGCUGGACAACCCGCACACGCGCACCGUCAUUGUCAACGAGCUCAUGGAGCUGGAGACGUUCCUGAUGCAGCGGGCGGUGGAGAUGUCGGACAGCCGUGAGGACGGCAUGGUCAGCAUGAGCCAGAUGCAGGGCGCACCGCAGUCGGUGCAGCUGCAGACGGCCGACGCCGUGCGGGUCAUGCAGUCGGAGACCCGCCAGGUGCUGGACAGCCUGCGCACGGUCAAGCUGCAGCACCUGUUCCUCGUCAAGUCCUCGCCCAGGUAUGGAAGGCGCGAGACCCUGUGUUGA